Messenger RNA from Pectinophora gossypiella (pink bollworm), 6930 nucleotides. RefSeq names its product F-box only protein 9. Bases 232 to 1644 code for a protein of 470 amino acids. NCBI's taxonomy places the organism in Eukaryota, Metazoa, Arthropoda, Insecta, Lepidoptera, Gelechiidae. The transcript is spliced from 10 exons. The record is from RefSeq and is a predicted model, not a curated record. Gene Ontology annotation, cellular component: SCF ubiquitin ligase complex. Gene Ontology annotation, molecular function: protein binding. Gene Ontology annotation, biological process: SCF-dependent proteasomal ubiquitin-dependent protein catabolic process.
UUUGCGAACGCGAAUUGCGAUUUGUGUUGUGAUUUUUCUUGCGAUGGUUUUUUUCUGAAAGUCUUAUAGGAAAGUGUGGCUGAAAGUUAGUGUGAGAGGAAUAUCUCCAGCUGCAGCAUAAUCUAGUUUUGAAGUUCGAAGCUAUAGUUCUUGGUUUCCUAAAAAUGAAAAGUCAUUGGAAUUCGUUGUUACGAUAAAUGUAAGAAAGUGGAGUGAAAAUGGGAAUACCGGAUGUGCACCCAGGAGUCUACGGCCGCGGGAGCUAGCGCUGGAGGUGCCGGCAGUGACUGCGAGGGAGAGGACCCAGAGGACUCUUCGUCGUCUCACUCCAAUGAACCACUUGAAGAAGUCUUCAUAAAUUUGACUUUACAAGACAAUGCACAAGAUAAAGACAAUGAAGACGAGCUGCGAGCGUUCCGUCAGCAAUGGCAACGGGAGCUUGAGAGCACCCCUGCACCGUCUCCCAAGCGCGAGCCUCCGAAGCUCGACCCUCCAAAGCCGAUCGAAGAGCCACAAUCUGAGGAGGAGCGAGCCAAGCAGCUGUUCCUGCGCGGCGUGGAGUUCGAGCGAGCUGGCAAGUUGUAUGAGGCCAUCCAGCAUUAUAAGCGAGCCAUGCAGAUCUUGCCCGACGUCGAGACGCGGCUGUAUGAGAGCUCCGAUCUUAGGGCUGAUUCUCCUGAAGAGGAAUCGGAGCCGGAAGAACAAGAGGUAGCAGAGGUGGCGCCGCUGAGCGACGAUUCUGACGCAGAGGAGGGCGAGCAGCUGGUGACGCGCUUGCAGCGUGUAGUGGCACGUCGCAACAGGCUGUGCGAAUGUGUGCUGCCCAACAAGGGUGCCCACAUCUCGUGGUUACCGUAUGAAGUGAUCCUGCUGAUCCUACGCUGGGUGGUGUCAUCGGAGCUGGACGCGAUGUCGCUGGAGCGAGUGGCGGCCGUCUGCCGGGGGCUGUAUGUAGCUGCCCGUGAGCCUGACCUGUGGCGCUCGUUGUGUGUCAAGACAUGGGGCAUAGAUUGCGGGUCUCCGCGUGCGCACGGCUUCGACUCCUGGCGUCAGAUGUUUAUCCAGCGGCCACGACUCCACGUCCACGGCUGUUACAUCAGCAAGACCACCUACUUGCGCUACGGGGAGAACUCAUUCCAGGACCACUUCUACCGACCUUGGUACAUCAUCGACUACUACCGCUAUCUCAGAUUCUUCCCCGAGGGCGUGGUGCUGAUGUGGACGACGGAGGAGGAGCCGGCGGCCUGCGUGUCGGCGCUGAGGGUCCGCGCCGCCGCGCGCAGUGUGCCCGGCGUGCUCGCGGGGCAUUGGCGGCUUGUGGGGGACAAGGUGGCGAUAGUGAUAAAGAAGCAAAGUGCGGAUAAGAAGACACAAGCGCAGAACACGCGGUUCCGCCCGCGCCGCAAGGAGAACGAGACGCACGACCAGACGCAGAACUUCCAUCUCGAGCUGGAGCUGCGCUCGGUGCGGGCCCGGCGCAACUUCCAGCUGCUGUGGUCGCGCUACUCGGUGAGCACGCGGCGCGAGCAGUGGUCGCAGUUCGAGCUGUCCCCGGCCAAGUACCCGCCCUUCGCCUUCAGCCGCGUGCGCGCCUACACCGCCGAGGCGCACGCGCCGCUGCCGCACACGCACUCGCAUUCUUAGACUUUGGAACGAAGGACUGAUGGAUGGUGCACUCCGAAUGGAGUAAUAGGAAAGCUUCGAUAGAGUAUGUAGACUAUUUGUAUUCUUAAAUGUACCACUCAUAUACUCUCGUAGGUUUGACGUUAACUUUAAUGCGAAAGCAAACCAGUGUUGUGGCUACUUUAAGUUUUUUUGAGCUUAAAUUAUAUAUUGGCCCCGAUUCCUGCAGACACACCCUAAUUUUAUUUUAAAUUAUACCCGUCAUUUUCUUAUCAGCCGUAAUGGAAAGGGACGAAUGAUUCUUCUUCUACCGUGUGGGUUGUCAGGUGAAUUAUCAACCUCAUCAACCCCCGGGUUAUUAUUGAACCGCUAAAGGCCCCUGACAUGGCUCAUGUCACAACUUACUUAAAUCAGUAAGUAGUAACCGCGACCAACGGCUUAACGUGCCUUCCGAAGCACGGAUCAUCUUACUAACCAAACUAGGGAUCACAAAGUGUUUUUUUGUGAUUAUGUCUCCACCGGGAUUCGAACCCGGACCUCCGGAUCGUGAGCCCAAUGCUCACUGGGCCACGGAGGCCGUUACGGAUGAUUGAUAACUACUAAUUUUAAAAAGGAAUGAAUAACCCGGCCGAAUAAAAUAGUCAUCUCGCUCAUAUGCAACCCGUUUGACAUGUGCGGGUUAUUGGCCCAAUAUUUUGGAAGGGUGUUUUAAAUUGUUGGCUAAAAUUGAAGUGUGUUCCAUAAAUUUUAUGCCAGUCGAUUACCCGUCCCUUUAUUUUUCAGCGGAUAAGAAAAUGACAGGUAUAAUUUAAAAUAAAAUUGGAUGGUGUGUACAGGAAUAAGCACCAUAAUAUUUUCAAUAUUAUACGUAAACUCACUUCCGUAAUACCUAUAGGUUGACAAGGAUCUCGUGGCACUGGGAACCAUCUCCAUACAUUCUCCAUUUCCUCGCCUUAUGGUGAAAAACAACAUAUUAUAAUAUACUAUUAGACAGAACAAGCAGUUCAGUACAAUUAGUGUCUACACACGGCCUCAGUGGUCCAGUGGUUUGAGCGUUGGGCUCACGAUCCGGCGGUACCGAGUUCGUCGGUGGGGACACAUCACAAAAAUCACUUUGUGAUCCCUAGUUUGGUUAGGACAUUACAGGCUGAUCACCUGAUUGUCCGAAAGUAAGAUGACCCUUCGGAAGGCACGUUAAUCCGUUGGUCCCGGUUACUACUUUCUGAUGUAAGUUAGUAGUCGUUAUCGAACCAUGUCAGGGGCCUUUGGCGGCUCAAUAGUAACCCUGACACCAGGGUUGUUGAGGUUGGUAAUCCACCUUACAACCCACACGACAAAAGAAGUGUAUAUUUCAAUACCUACAUGCAUAAAGUCACGCCUAUUUCCCAUCGGAAUAAGCAGAGAGUAUGGAAUUCCAUUUGCUUCGAUCCUGACAUACUUCUUCCAUCAACCGUUUCAUACACGCACGCCGCCGGUUCAGAGUAGAUCUUGAUGAAUCUUUUCUAAGGACAUCUCCAAUUUGGUCAAUGUAAGUCGUUUUAGGUCUUCCUCUGCCAGCCCUAACCAACCUUUGCUUAUAUUUCAAUAAAGAUAACAUUUUACAAUAGCCAGCUAGCCGUUAGUCAGAUAGUGUUGUGACGUUCAUUAGCAUAGAGAUGUAUCAGUCGAGAUUAGAUCGACUAUUUCUUAUCUAUCUACAUAAACUCACACAUAUUUCCAAUGUGUAGUAGUUCUAUUGCGUGGUCACGUGCCAAAAGAUCCUUGUCACUCGUGAAAGACAAAGGAACCAAAUUACAUUAUGAAAAUAUUAGUACUUACUAUAGGAAUUCGGGUCUGUUACAGUUUCGAUUAAGAAUAAAUAUUUUAUUAUAAAGAAUGUUCAAAUAUUCCGAGAAAAAGAAAAACGAAACGUUGCGUCUUCACGUGGUUACAAAAUUCAAAUGUUUCUUUGAAAUAUUUUCGUAUAUAAUUUGAGUUAAUUUGUGAGAUUUAGUACUUACUUCAAAGGAGACAUUAUUUUAUUUUUGAUAUCUAGAAAGAAUAUCGUAUCGUAAUAAAUGAACCUGGAACGAUUAGACCUGGACGCCAAACUGGCCCAAAACCAACCAACCUAUAGGAGUAGGGUAAGGAGAGCCGAGCCUGUAUAAGCGGGACAAGGCUUAGGAAGAGAGGGAGAGAAAGAGAGAGAAUAUCGAUUUAAAGGUUGGGGUUUAUAAGUACAGCACUAAUUUUAGAUUUUAAAUUUCCUUGCCAGUAGUAUACAAGGAACGGUUCAAAGAACAGACAUUGGUUAUUUUUGUGAAGUGAACCUACUUACAAUUCAUCUGAAAAGUAAUAUUGCGAUUGAAUAUUUGCGUACAUAAAAAUAUGAGAGGGUCGCUUCACUGUCCACACCAUCUAACGACCCUCAAUUGAAAUGCCAUGGACGCUAUUGCCGCUCCCGUAUUGGACUUUUCAGCCAUACAAGAUGUUGCCACAGAAACGCUGUAUAAAACAUCUGAUUAAGAUGUAAAGAUUUACGAUGAUGAAUAGUAAGUGCGCAAUGCCAACACAUGUCAAAAGCAAUAUUGCUUUUUAGAUGAGUUACUUCGAUGUGGCAUUUUUAACCCCAUUGACAACUUGAUUCUACAAUGCUAGUUCUUAUGAAAUCCUGCAAAUCUACUUAUUGGCGCUAUAGAUGAGUUUACAUCGAGUUGUGAUAUAUUUGUGCUGUGGAAUACUUACGUAUCUUCAAGUUAGGUAAACGGAACCGGAGGUUUGUGAAAACGGUAUAACGCUAUGGGGGUGACGAUUGAACUUAUUUUUUUUUUGUGUGUUGUUACGACUUUGGUAAUGUUUCCAGUAGUAAAAUGGCGCAAAACUUAUGUAUAAAGAGCUUUGUUACCUAACUGUUAGGCAGAAAAGACCAGAGUACAAGAAAGAACAAUUUGAAAGAGAAAAGCAGCCAUUGUCUGUAUUGAGUUUUAUCAACGGGAACAUUCUUACCCUAGUAACAUUCCCGUGAACGGCACACUACUGGUUAUGACACGUUUCCUAAUAUUUGAUAGGGCCGAUUUGUUUUUAAAACAUCUUGAAAUAGACUCAGUAAGAAGAAAAGAUACUAUUACUCUGUCGCGUCUCAAAUGACUUCUCAUAAUUUUCAAACGCAUAAUAAGCGUCGUGAAUUACUAGGCUUUAGCUAAAAAAAUAUAUUAAUCGAAGAAAUAUUUUUUGAUAUCUAGUUUUUACUCUUACUUGACAACUCUAUCGUCUUGUAACUGAUAAAGUACAAACAUUUACAUAAAAGCUAUCUAUUUUAUUUAGGUACAUUCUGGCAAAAAUGGGUAGAAAAUGGUGAACUUAUGAAUUUAGUUUUUUAGCUAUGGUAAUUUUAAAUUUUAUUGGUUAGCAAAGAGAUUCUAAGUUAUUUUACAAAUAACUGUGGUGGCAUACUUCCCGCUUACAAACACGACAGGUCAAUGAAAAAGUGAAAAUAAUGAAAGUAAUUUAUUUUUACGUAUUUACAGCUAGACAUUUUUUAUUUAACAUUAAGUCUAAACUAAAUACCUAAAUAAAGUAUAUAUAAACAUUUUAUAACUGAAGUGGAAGGGUAUAUAGUGUUGCAAUAUAUCAGGUACUGAUUGAAAAGAAUAUUAUAUAAACUACAUCUGUAUAUAAUAUAGAAAUACAGUUCUAUGCAUCGAUGACAAGACAGUAGACACUGGUAACUUUGAUCCCAGAUUUGACUAAAAUACAAACCAUAUUUAUUCGCAUUUAUCUAUACAAAGCUGUCGUCUUAAAUGGAGACUUCAUUUAUUAUUUUUUAUUCGAAUUUUUUUUCUAUACAUACAUAAAUAUAAAAGUCAUAUUAUACUGAGAACAGAGGGGCUCAGAAGGCAACAUCGAAGCAAGUCACCUAAAUAGCAAUAAUGCUAUUUGACAUUAAUUCACAUUGCGCACUUACUUUUUUAUGCGCAAAUGUCAAAUUGCAAUAUUGCUUUGUUGGAUGAAUUGCUGCAAUGUGGCCUUUUUAACCCCCAUGUCGUGUAGAACGCCAUAUUUGUAUAGGCAAUAUGUAUAAAUGCGAAAAAGUAUGAUUUAUUCGAAACAGAUUAACAGAUUUGCGGCGUAAUUUUGAUACUAGCUCACAUUUGGUAUUGACCUUGUCUUUAUUUAAUUUUAUUUUUAGCUCGUUUCAGCCGUUAUGGACAUCAAAUGUCCAAACAUACCAAGGGUGAUUUAGUGUCAUAAUGAUCCUGCAUGUCUGGUACAGGGAGUUCGCAUUUAUACGAACUACCCUCCCCAUCCAUCUUUAAAUCAUAGGGGCUAUAAUUAUAUUAAAAAUGUUUUUUUUAUAGUAGAGAAUAUACCAUUACAUUCUCGGUACAGUACGAGCCGAAAAUUGGGUAGUUUCCUAGGUCAAAGAUAAAUUAUGAAAUUCUGAUUAAUAAAUAAAGACAGAUCUAAAGAUGACAAAAAAGUUUAAUUUUCUCUAUUUAACUUAUUUAUGAAUUUUCAUAAUGAAAAAUGUAAUAAUAAGUGCGACAUUUUGUCACGUUUUUCUAUGACGUCACAUGUUGCUUUUUCACGCAAAUUCCAUACUAAGUUCGUGUUUUGACGUUUAGUAAAAAGUAACUGAUUUGACUAGUUGGAAACUACCCUAAUCAAAGGAUGUAAUAUAUAUAUCUUCUGCGGCGUUUCGACCCAGUGCGUAUGAAUGUAAAUAGUCCCUUAUACUCCGAGUAUGGGCUGUAACUUUAAUGUAUUGACACAAUUUGAAUUACUCGUCUAUAUAACAUUAUGUGUAAUGACCAUUGCUCUAGAUAUACUGUCACAAUUGAAACCUCGAAUUAAUUAUAGUACAUUUUUCUAUUACUAUCUUUACAGGUUUAUAGCAUAACAAUACCCGCUCAUGUUAAUAUAUGUGUAAUAAGGUGAUAAUUGUAAGUAGUUUAGCGACGGCACCCUUCACAGUGAGUUGUGAAGAGUAGGUAGAUCGUUGUUACUGUUGACGUUGUAACAAAUGCAGCCUAAAGGCUCUUUGCCCGCUCGUGCAGUGCCACGUCACACGUCACUGCACACACUCCCAUUAUUGCAUCAAAAGCCGUCGAAUGACAAUUUCGAUAACACUUUUUCCUGCAACUAUACUCGCGGGAAGCAUAUUUUAUAAUAGUCGUCCGCACCGUCGUAAUGUAGUUUACACAAUGUUUCGACGCGAUGAAUUCUUACAUGUUUUAAUGACAAUUAUUCGGCGGCAGAUCUGUAGUAAUCGCUUUGUGAAACUAGUCAUAAGUCUUGGAAGAUUUAAUAAAUUCUAAUUGUACAAAA